Molecule: messenger RNA, 344 nt
Organism: Staurois parvus
Lineage: Eukaryota; Metazoa; Chordata; Amphibia; Anura; Ranidae
Source: the annotation of a GenBank genome assembly
GCGGAUAUAGUGAAUACGGGGUCCGGGGAGAGCGGAUAUAGUGAAUGCCGGGUCCGGGGAGAGCGGAUAUAGUGAAUGCGGGGUCAGGGGAGAGCGGAUAUAGUGAAUGCGGGGGUCAGGGGAGACCGAAUAUAGUGAAUGCGGGGUCCGGGGAGAUCGGAUAUAGUGAAUGUGGGGUCCGGGGAGAUCGGAUAUAGUGAAUGCCGGGGUCCCGGGGAGAACGGAUAUAGUGAAUGCGGGGUACGGGGAGAACGGAUAUAGUGAAUGCGGGGUCCGGGGAGAACGGAUAUAGUGAAUGCGGGGUCCGGGGAGAACGGAUAUAGUGAAUGCGGGGUCCGGGGAGA